Molecule: messenger RNA, 2021 nt
Organism: Pocillopora verrucosa
Lineage: Eukaryota; Metazoa; Cnidaria; Anthozoa; Scleractinia; Pocilloporidae
Product: monocarboxylate transporter 10
Biological process (GO): transmembrane transport
Cellular component (GO): membrane
Molecular function (GO): monocarboxylic acid transmembrane transporter activity
Source: RefSeq, a predicted model, not a curated record
UCGCUUCAAAGGCUAGAUCCUCCUGUGAACUUCAACGAUCAUCAAUCUCUGCAGCGAGAUUAAUUUUCAUUUCCGAGUCGAUAAAAAUUAUUAAUAGUUCAUUCUUAGGGUGGAAAGCGAUAGAAACUGAGCACAUUGAAAACACAAUCAUGGUGAACUCACCUGCUCAAGAUUCCAGCCAAGAAAGUCAGAUGGUAGUAGAAAAAAAACCUACAUGCCGUCCGGACAGUUGUUGGUCGUGGGUAGUGUGCGUGGCCUCAGUCAUUUUAGUCAUAAUUGUAUCGGGGAUCGGCUAUAGCUUUGGCUUGCUCCUUCCUCCUCUGAUGGAAAGCUUUGGAGCAUCCAGGCAAUCUACAGCCUGGAUCGGAUCGUUAAACCUCGCUUUUGGUUAUGUCUUAAGUCCUCUGGGUUCUCUGAUCAGCGAUCGCUUUAGCCACAGGGUCACUGCCAUGGUGGGAGCCCUCACAGGGGUCAUUGGAUUUUCUCUGGCGUCUUUGUCUCCUAAACUGUGGAUGAUGUACCCGACGUAUGGACUCAUGUCAGGCUUUGGCCAUAGGAUGAUUUACAACUCUUGUAUGGUAGCCAUCGUGGACUACUUCGUUAGACGGCUCUCUUUGGCCGUUGGUAUAAUGACGUCCGCGACAGCCAUAGGCAUGCUUGUUAUGACUCAAGUCACCCAAGGCUUGCUGGAUACAAUUGGAUGGCAAGGCACGCUACAAGGGUUUGCAGGUUUCUAUUUGCUAUGCGGUUUGUGUUCGCUUGUUUUUGUACCAGUGGACCGCUCAGAGAAUAACAAGGGUGGCAUGGCUGCGGAUGAAAAAGCAGAGGAGAAAGAAAAUUCAUCUCUCUUUGGAAAUCGUCCUUUUCUCGUCCUGUUGUCUUCAUUCAUGGUUGUUAAUAUAAGCUUCUUUGUUCCAGCCGUACACAUCAUUAAGCACUGCGAACAAGAACUGAACAUAUCUGGAGACAGAGCUUCUAUGUUAUUCAUAUAUUUGGCGACAACGUCCUUCUUCAGUCGCCAUUUAUUUUGCAAACUUGGAGAGUUUCGUCACUUCAACAGGUUCCAUAUGUACCAGGGAGGUAUGACAAUCAGCGGAUUGUGUGUCAUAUGUCUUCCAUUAGCAACGUCAUAUGAAUCUUUGGUAGCGAUUUUUACAGUCCUCGGCCUCAUGGAGGGAUCUUCAAUGGGUCAAUUCUCUCUCCUACUUUUAAAAUGCGUCAAACAACGCCAAUUCAAUCAAGCUUGGGGCUACUUGAACUUCUUCAUGGGCAUUACUAUAUCCAUUGGACCACCAUUGGCUGGUCUAAUGGCAGACAAGCUUGGCUCCUACACUAUCCCAUUUUACACUUCGGGUGUGGUGCUGAUAACAGGCGCGUCAAUCAUCUCACUGAUGCCGUUUGUAAAGCAACAUGCUGACUUUGAAGAAGAAAAAGAGGUGCAAUUUUACAAGGAAGAACUUUUAGUAACUGAAAGAAUAACCACACUUUAGGUUAAAUGGCGGAGAAAACAGGCAAAGGAAAGAAUAAACCUUUGAUGAGGAUUAUGAUGAUGACGGUAUUGAAAGAAACUUUUUCUUGUGAAACAUGAUUACAUUGCCACCCUUUGUUGGCAAAGACAAACAAUAGAGAGAAUGUACCUGAAAUAAUGGUAAAAGUAAAGAAAAAUUGCCGUAAUUUCUUAUCGUUUUAAGAAAAAGAAUAGAAACUUUUCGUUUUAGGGUUAACUUUUAAACGACGGGUCAUAAUCCACGACGACGCAUGUGUAAAAAAUAUGCAAACCACAUGUAUUCAAGUGUUCACGCUGUUUUCAUGGAUUUGUAUUUAACAGCUUUAAUUCGUUUCAUUAGAUGCAGUUUGUAGAACAUUAUUGUUCAUUUCGCUGGAGCAGGCAUCGGGUUGCAAAGUAAACUUGAUAUUAAAUUCGUUCCCACCUUAAGAUUUAAGAGGAUAUUUAGAGGGAAUCGUAAAUGGGUUAAGUUUUGAUCACUGGGUUAUACCACGGAACACGUCCAGAGAAAAAA